AGGAAUUAUCUAGUUUUGCUAAUAUUUGUUGUAAAAUAUAUUUCUAAAUAUAUUUUUAGUUUACAAUUCGCUAAAGUGAGCUCACUGGUCAAUUUUAAAAUAUUUUGGCGUGAGGUAAUUGCUACUGAUUUGAAAUAUUAAUACCGCUGGCUGAACAAGAAGUCGCCAUUUCUUGAGCUCGGCGCGAAAAUGAUUGUGCUAGGUCUGUUCGGUCUCAACAAUUUCCGCCAUGAGUGUAAGAGAGUCUUUAAGGUACUAAAUUUUACUUUACUACCACUAUUACUAACGGAACUUACGAAUAUUUUGUACUGUUCAAGACAACUUAAGAUCCUGUACGUCGUGGAUAAUACCUGAACAUUGCUUAUUUACUGCAUGAAACUUGUGUUCAGUACCAGAAAUGGAUUUUGUAAGUGACUGGACUAUUAUGCACACCCUUGGAGAAGGAGCUUAUGGAGAAGUGAAAUUAUUAAUGAAUAAAAACGAUGGCAACAUGGUAGCUAUGAAAAUAAUCAACCUCGAAGAACAUCCUGAGGCCAAAGAAAACGUCCAAAAAGAAAUUGCAAUCCAUAAGAUGUUAAAUGAUUCUCACGUGAUCAGAUAUUAUGGUCAGAGAACAGAGGGCUCCAUUGGAUACAUCUUCCUGGAAUAUGCACCUGGGGGAGAGCUUUUUGACAAAAUAGAACCAGACAUUGGUAUGGAAGCUUGGGAGGCACAAAAGUAUAUGAAGCAGUUAAUAUCAGGAGUGGAGUAUCUUCAUUCAAGAGGAAUCGUCCACAGGGAUUUGAAACCUGAAAACCUGCUUUUGGACGAUCAUGACAACUUAAAAAUUACUGACUUUGGAAUGGCUACAGUGUUCAGAAGCAGAGGCAAGGAGAGAUUGUUGGACAAGAAGUGUGGAACAACGCCAUACAUGGCACCUGAAAUAUUAUUAAGGCCUCAAUACAGAGCUGAACCAGUGGACAUCUGGUCUUGUGGCAUCAUCUUGGUGGCCAUGCUGGCUGGAGAGUUGCCAUGGGACAAGCCUGUGAUUAAGUGUCGGGAGUUUGACACAUGGAAAAACGGUAACUACAUGUCCACUACACCCUGGUCCAAGCUGGACAACCUGGCUAUCACACUGCUGCGCAAGAUACUGCAUCCGCAACCUUCCCUGCGCAUGACCGUGGACAAGAUCAAACAACACAGGUGGUGUGUCAAGAGACACACACAGACUAAAGGGCCACAAGCCGCUGAGACGUUGCCUCAGUUGCCAUACAAGAGACUGAGGUCCAACGAGCUGUCUCCUCCUGCCAUGUGUGAUCCCCGUCUGUGUCAGUCACAACCUGAGGUAUUGUCUUGUGUCACUGACGCACCCAGGGGGGGCAACGAGCCUGCACACAUAUGCUUCUCUCAGCCUGCGCAGAUAGACGACCUGCUAGUGUCAACACAGUACCUGGCCACUCAAAGCAACACCAGCCAGGACUCCAUGCAGAAGCUGGUGCGCCGCAUGACCAGGUUCUUUGUAGGUGCUGAGCCUGAGGUAGCACUAGGGAGUUUGGUGCGGACACUUGAUGUUAUGGGUCUUGCCUGGCGCACUCAUACUCCUGGCAUUAUCACAGUGACUGCUGUAGAUAAGUACAAAAACCAGCUGACGUUCAAGGCCAGUGUGCUGAUCAUGGACAAGCAGACACUGAUGGACUUCCGACUCAGCAAGGGUUGCGGCCUCGAGUUCAAAAGACAAUUCCUCAUCAUCAAGAAACAGCUCAGCGACAUCGUAGUUAAGGGCCCAGUAGCUUGGCCCAUUGCUAUUGCUACCAAUAAUGUUCCUUAAAACAUCACUUUGACUGUCAUGUAUGUCUCUUGCCUAAGGGAUCACCCAUGGUCACUAUCAGAUUGAAAAGUAAAGUUUUUUGGGCCAAUUGCACAAUUACUCAUAUUAGACCACUACUGCACUAUUUUCUGAAGUUCUCUAGAGUAAGCUUUUAUAUACUAAUUUAAUAGGUCUGAAAAUGGCAAUACUUACUGUUACAUAUGGUAUGGAUAUUGUAAAGUACCUGAUGUGGACAUCUUCUUUAAGACCUAAGGUUUUAUGAUUGCUUUUUAAACAGCAAGUUUUGGUGUAAUGCCCUUUAUUUUAUUGUAAGAGACUUGGAAAUUAAACCUUGUCCUCCUUUUGGUUCAAGGACUCCUUCUGUUCUUUUUUAUCUGAACUUAGGCCGGAAGAAACAUACAAAUUUCUAUCUAAAGUUAAAAUCUUUUGGCUUGUUGUUUCCCUUAGACAAAAAGCCCUGUUGUCCCCUAGUCAUUUUGGAAGAAAAGAAAUGUAUAUAUGAAUUCUCUAAGAGAAUUAAUCACAUUCGCCUUUAAUGAGGUAUUUUUAGUCGUAGAGGUAUUUUUAAUCAUCUUUAAAUAUGAAUUGGUACAUUAAGCCACUAAUAAGGAAGUACGAGGCAUGUUUUUAAGUAAGUACCGUUUUUACAUUUUUUCCGUUCCAGCGCUGCGAUUGACAUUUUAGACAUUUGUGCUGUGUAUGUACAUCUAUUGGCAAGCCUGUUCCGGAAAUUCGGCAACUAUCAGCUGCAUUUACAUCCGGUUGAGAGCAUUCAAAUGUCCAAAAUGCCAAUCCCAGCGCUGGAACGGAGAAAUUUAAAAACGGUACUUACUUAAAAAACAUGCUGUGCAAGUAUUAUAGUUCCCUGCGAAGCUUACGGAACACAUGAUUCAUGUGAGUACAAUAAACACCAUUCUGGAUGAGUUGUGUACGGUACUUUUGCCAUGCUACCAGCAUAAAUAUACAAGAUAAGUCAAAUAACACCUAGACUAUGUAAUUAUACAGUAUCCUAUUUUGACAGCAUUAUUAACUGUGUAUUAUCAAUAUUCUUCCUUGAAUAUACUACAUGAAUACUAAAUAAUUGCAGAUAAGUAAAAACAUUGUCUCGAUUUUGUUCACGUUUUAUCAUACUAUAUCUUAUUGUCUUCUUGGCAGUUUAUGAUUUUUUUUUCAACAUGUUUACAAUUUUCAUUAACCUGAAAUCCACUCAAUGUGUUUACUUCCAGACUAAGUUAACCUAGGAAUAUAAUAAAUUAAAAACUGUUAGUUAUACCUAUGCAUUUAUUAUUAAUUAGUAAUUUAAAUAUACUUGUGUGAUUUCAUUGAAUAUCAUAUAUUGUACAUACUUUUUAGUUUUUUUACAAUAAAACAAUGUUUAUA
This is a messenger RNA of Macrosteles quadrilineatus (aster leafhopper), 3187 nucleotides long. RefSeq names its product serine/threonine-protein kinase grp-like. The transcript has 10 exons. Bases 398 to 1807 code for a protein of 469 amino acids. Gene Ontology annotation, cellular component: nucleus. Lineage: Eukaryota; Metazoa; Arthropoda; Insecta; Hemiptera; Cicadellidae. Gene Ontology annotation, molecular function: ATP binding; protein serine/threonine kinase activity. Gene Ontology annotation, biological process: protein phosphorylation; DNA damage checkpoint signaling. The record is from RefSeq and is a predicted model, not a curated record.